AGCACAAACACCCGGGGCACCGGGAGCACCGGAGUGCCGGGAACACCGCGGGUACCGGCGGUACCGGGGGUCCCGCGUCAUGAUCUGCGGCAGGAGAGCGCGUCCCGAGCAGCUCCGCGCACCGGCAGACGGUGCCGGGGGCUCCCGCCGGCCCGGGAGGGCUCUGAAGAAAAUGGGGCUGACGGAGGACGAGGACAUCCAGAGGAUGCUCCGGGGGUCCCUGCUCUGGAAGGUCAAGGCCAAGGGGGGCUCCAGGGAGCGGCUGUUCCGCCUGCAGGAGGACGGCGUCACCGUCUGCUUCGAGGGACGCUUCGGGCGCGCCCGCUCCCCCCAGAGCUUCUCGGUGGCGCACAUCGAGCGGGUGCGCGAGGGUCGCCGGUCCGAGGGGCUGCGCAAGCACGGGGCCGCCUUCCCCGAGCGCCACUGCUUCACGCUCGCCUUCAAGGGCCGCCGCAAGAACCUCGACCUGGCCGCCCGAGGAGAGGAGGACGCCCGGCACUGGGUGCAGGGGCUCACCAAGCUGAUGGGGCGGCUGCAGGCCAUGAGCCAGAUGGAGAAGCUCGACCAUUGGAUCCACGGGGUCCUGCAGAGAGCAGACAGGAACAAGGACAACAAGAUGUCCUUCCGGGAGGUGAAGAGCAUGCUGAGGAUGCUCAACAUCGACAUGGACGAUGGCUACGCCUCCAAGCUCUUCAAGGAGUGUGACCGCUCGGGCAACGAGCGGCUGGAGGGCCGGGAGCUGGAGGAGUUCUGCCGGCGGCUGCUGCGGCGGCCCGAGCUGGAGGAGCUUUUCGGGCGCUACUCGGGCGAGGACCGGGUGCUGUCGGCCGAGGAGCUGCAGGAUUUCCUGAGGGAUCAGGGCGAGGACUCCAGCCUGCGCCAGGCCCGCACCAUCAUCCGCACCUACGAGCUCAACGAGAAGGCCAAGCGGCAGGACCUGAUGAUGCUGGACGGCUUCAUGAUGUACCUGCUGUCGGCUGCCGGUGACAUCCUCAACCAGGAGCACACCAAGGUGCACCAGGACAUGAGCCAGCCCCUGAGCCACUACUUCAUCUCCUCCUCCCACAACACCUACCUGACCCGCAACCAGAUCGGCGGCACCAGCAGCACCGAAGCCUAUGUCAGGGCGCUGAGGGCAGGGUGCCGCUGUGUGGAGCUGGACUGCUGGGAGGGCUCGGACGGGGAACCUGUCGUCUACCACGGCCAUACCCUCACCUCCAAAAUCCUCUUCCGCGACGUCAUCGAGAGCAUCCGCGACUCCGCCUUCGAGAAAUCCCCCUACCCCGUCAUCCUGUCCCUGGAGAACCACUGCGGGCUGGAGCAGCAGGCCACCAUGGCCCGGCACAUGAAGGCCAUCCUGGGGGACAGGCUGCUGACACAGCCCCUGCAGGGGCAGGACCCCCACCACCUCCCCUCACCGGAGCAGCUGAAAGAAAAGAUCCUGGUGAAGGGCAAGAAGCUGCCAGAGCUGUGGCAGGAGCCCCAGGGCAUCACCUCCCUUCUGGACCCUGAGGAGGAGGAAGAGGAAGAGGAGGAAGAAGAGGAGGAGAAGGUGCAGGAGAGAAGCCCCCGGCGGUCGCUGCAGUCGCUGCAGGAGAUCAAACCUCUGCAGGCCAAGGACGCGUCACAGGUGUCCCCGGAGCUGUCGGCCUUGGUGGUGUACUGCCAGGCUGUCCCCUUCCCCGGGCUGGCACAGGCCCUGCGCCACCCCCAGCCCUGCCACAUGUCCUCCUUCAGCGAGAGGAAGGCACGGAAGCUCAUCAAGGAGGCAGGCCCGGCGCUGGUGCGGUACAACGCCCGCCAGCUCAGCCGCGUGUACCCGCUGGGGCUCAAGAUGAACUCCGCCAACUACAACCCCCAGGAGAUGUGGAACGCUGGCUGCCAGCUGGUCGCCCUCAACUUCCAGACGCCGGGGUACGAGAUGGAUCUGAACGCCGGGCGCUUCCUGCCCAACGGGCGCUGCGGUUACGUCCUGAAGCCCCUCUGCCUGCGCAGCCCCCCCAGGGAGGGCUCCCGGCGCCUGGCGCUGCACAUCAGGGUGAUCACAGCACAGCAGCUGCCCAAGCUCAACAGGGACAAGGGCAGCUCCAUCGUGGAUCCCUUCGUGCGCGUGGAGAUCCACGGGGUCCCGGCCGACUGCGCCAAGCAACAAACCCACCACAAGCUCAACAACGGUUUCAACCCGCGCUGGGAGGAGACGCUGCGGUUCCAGGUGCGGGUGCCCGAGCUGGCCCUGGUGCGCUUCGUGGUGGAGGACUACGACAGCACCUCCUGCAACGACUUCGUGGGGCAGUUCACGCUGCCCCUGCCCAGCAUGCGCCAAGGGUACCGCCACAUCCACCUGCUCUCCAAGGACGGGGCAGCCCUGUCCCCCGCCACGCUCUUCGUGCACGUUCGAUGCAAGAGCCUGUGAGGCGCCCACAGGAGGACAUCCCUGUGUCCCCGGGGUGCCCAUGGGAGGGACAUCGUGGCUCCGUGUGGGGGACAACAGGCUCCUCCCUGGGUGGGGACAGUCCGGGGACACCGCUCCCCUGUCUGUGCUGACAGAGGGGUGGGGGCUGCCCUCCCUGCUCCCCAGUGCCACCCCAUCCGCUGGUGCCCUGCUCCUCCCCUCCUUGAGGGACAGAGGUGCGGUGACAACCGGGAUGGGGUGAUUGGGCCACUGACAGCCCAGCACAGCCGCACAGGGGUGACACGGGGGACAGCAAUCGCCGAAUUCUCACCGGUCCUGGCCACGCUUGAUCCCAGCCCCUCUCUUGGGGUGCAAGGAUGAUGCCAUCACCCCGGAGUCCCUGAGGGGACCCUGCCACCACACACUCCACUGGGGACACAUUCCCAACCUCUGCUCUGGCACCAGUGACAGUCACAGAUGCACACCCCGGGAUCAAGCCAGUCGAAUAAAAGUUUUAUUU
Molecule: messenger RNA, 2912 nt
Organism: Hirundo rustica (Barn swallow)
Lineage: Eukaryota; Metazoa; Chordata; Aves; Passeriformes; Hirundinidae
Gene: PLCD3
Product: phospholipase C delta 3
Exons: 16
Coding region: 80-2413 (777 amino acids)
Biological process (GO): intracellular signal transduction; lipid metabolic process
Molecular function (GO): calcium ion binding; phosphatidylinositol-4,5-bisphosphate phospholipase C activity
Source: RefSeq, a predicted model, not a curated record